AACAAACGCUUUGAAAUUCGGAGAUUAUACAUAAAAAAGGCCAGAACAAUUUUACUCGUCCGCAGUGAACCGAAAUGGGAAGUGUGCAUUCGCAAUGGCCAUCGUUUAGGUAGACAAAUUAUGCUCCGUGUGUGAAGUUCCUGACAAAUUCCUGACGCAUUUAAUAUAUGUUUUUCGUGUUAUUAAAAAUAUGUCCGACUUGGAACACUUCCGGACUGAGUGGUUGAGUGAGCUCCAAGAUGGAACCGACGGUACACGCCGAAGCGACCGACCCGGCGGCUCGCUUGAAAACGAAACUACAUCCCCAGCGUCGAAUGCCAGCAAGGGCAGCAACGCGCAUACUGGUCCGCCCAAGGACAAUUACUUCAUCAGCGACCGAAAUCGGUUUUGCAAGCAAACCAUCAAGCUGCAAUCGAAUACCGCGUGCCAAGGAAAUCCUCGUGCCUUUGAAAUCGCGGAUCGUCUGCUCCAAGGGGAGAUCCUGACAGACGACGACCUUUACGUCCAGCGCGGGAAAAAGAGGGACGACCUCGGGAAUGAUCAAGACGACCACGCCGAACGGAGAAAGAUGCAGAAGGUCACAGAGCGACACAAACACGACUCUGACAGAUCCUUGCUGGACACUUUCAUCAGUGACCUGAACGAGAUCGUCGAGAUCCCCUUCUUCGACAUCUGCUUGCCACGGGAAGUGGCUAUCAAUAUAUUCAGGCACCUCGAUAUCGUCGACCUGUGCAGGUGUGCUCAGGUGAGCCGAAGUUGGCGAAGCAUAGCAGACGAUGAGCUGCUGUGGCACAGACACUCCCGGGAGAUGGGGUUCGCAGACGACGUGGUUGCCAUGGAAAAGGCGGGCUGGAAGCGCUUCCUUCGAGACCAGAUGCAGCGGGAGUCUGUGCUCAGACACAAUUGGAAGAAUCGGAUAGGGAGACUCUACGAGCUCGAGUACUCGCGGGCCGGAGUCCUGUCGGCCGUGGACUCUUCGGACGCAGUCGUGGUUGCCGGCUACUCUAGCGGCGAAGUCCGACUGUGGCAUCGGACUUGCGACGGACUGGAGGUGGAGACACUGACCGUGGAUGGGGUGCCGUUUGCAGAUGACUCAGGCCACGUCAGCUCUGUGGCCUUGAGCAAGAGCCACGCCAUUGUUUCCUACGCCAGGGGAGAAGUGUGCAUGGCGGACGUGGGUACGCCGUCCUCGUCUGCUGCGACUCCCUGUCGCCAGCUGCUGUCCCUCCCGGGUCCCGCCCACGUGACUGCCUCGCAGAAUGACGACCACUUUGUUGCCUUCGGGGGAACGCACGUCGUCCUCGUGGACCCGUCGGGGCGGCCUCGUCCCGUCCAGCUGUCGACAAAGGUUUCUCACGUCAGGCUCGUACCCUCACGAACGGGAGCCCGUCACCCGUGCAUCGUUUCUGCAGCAGACGACGCCGUGCGGCUACAUGCGGGCGACUGCUUUGAGGCAGAUGGAGUCACUCUUCACCACACGAUAGGCGCCACCGUCACUUGCGUGGAUGCCACGGAGGGCGUGGUGGCGCUGGGAGUCACCGACCGAACGGCCGUUCACGUGUUUCAGGUGCCCCUCUAUGCGACGGAGAGUGCGAAUCUGCUGGGGACGCUCACUAGCCACACGAGCUCCGUCCUGUGCGUCAACGUGUCUGGCUGCCCGGACAACCUGGUCCUCACGGGAAGCUGCGACAAGAAUGCCCGCAUCUUCGACGUACGCACGCUGCAGUGCGAGGUGCGCAUCAGUGCCCACGGCCUGGGGGUGACCCAGGUGCAGAUGGACGAGCACAGCCUGGUGACUGGGGGCCAGGACGGCCUAGUGUGCGUCUGGGACCUCCGCUCCAAGGCCAAACUCUGGGAGAUGUUCUGCAGGCACCCUGUGCGGCACCUGAAGGCCAACGCAACCACCCUGGUGACGGCCCACCUGCCACAGGAGCUCUUCCCUGAGCCCGAGGACGGAAACGUCGUGGUGCACGCCAGGCAGAGGGGAUCGAUCCGCGUGUACGACUUCACAGCCAAUCAGCACACUUCGGGGAUCCCUUCCAUCUGUCUGUCGUCCUACGACGAGCCCGCCGGCUACAACUACAACGUCCGCCUGGCGGUGCCCUACGACGACAUCGUGGAGAUCUAGUCGUCUGGACCGGGGGGAGGGCGGGGUGCUAAAGACGGGAGCAGAGCGCAGUAAAUCACAAUAAGCUUCGGCAUCGGUGGUACCGAGGUCAAGAAUGAGAAGGUUGUUGCUGUUAAUUUGACUUUCGUUACCGCAAGGGCUUCAUGAGGGCCAAAUGGUGCAAGGACUUUAUGAAUAUUUUGUACUUUGUGUCUGCAUAAAAGGAUGGGAAUGAAACUAUUAGAAAGCAUGUAAAGGGCUCAUGGUGUCUUCAUAAAGCUGGAGUAUGUAAGUGAAAGAAAUGACCCGAGAGAGCAACAGAAAGCGGUAAAAGGGAGCGG
Ixodes scapularis (black-legged tick) is the source of this 2448-nucleotide messenger RNA. RefSeq names its product F-box/WD repeat-containing protein 8. The record is from RefSeq and is a predicted model, not a curated record. Gene Ontology annotation, molecular function: protein binding. The transcript is spliced from 11 exons. Gene Ontology annotation, cellular component: preribosome, large subunit precursor. Lineage: Eukaryota; Metazoa; Arthropoda; Arachnida; Ixodida; Ixodidae. The coding region runs from base 191 to 2128 and encodes 645 amino acids.